AAUAACCUCACUUUUUCCGCGUUGACGAUUGUUGCGCUCUUGGGAGUCGAUACGGCGGUGAAUUAUUGUUCGGAUCGCACGGAAACCUGCUGCUCCUGCUAGAGAAGGUGCAAGUGUUCGUAAAUUUGUAAAGUUUCGUGGCGAAGCAAGUGGUUUCUGAGCAAUCAUCACAGGUGCGUUGUGUUUCGGGCGCGUGUAUCACACUGUUUAGUGAUCACGCAAGUGUGACCUGUUUCGGUGUCGAGAGGCGCGUGCUUCUGCCCCACUUUGGGCCACCAGGUUUUUCGAGAAAAAAACAAAAAAAGAAACGGCAAUGGAUCCACAAAGCUUGCAUCAGCGAGAGGUUCUUGCCGGCGGCAUGCUGCAGCAACAACAGGAAGAGAUGGAGGAGGACGAGGAAGAGGCGGCCCUGGUGGCAAACGAGCAUUCGCACGGCGAAAAACGCAAACACAGGGAGAUGAUGGAUUCCGAGAGCGAGGAGGACGACUUCGCUGGAUUCGACGAAGACGCGGCCAGCGAAAAUGGACGCUUAUGUUCUCCGCCAUCAAAAUCGUUGUCGGACGCGCUUUGGACAGCGAUGGACAAGAAAAUGCAGGAGGCCGAAAACACUGAAGAAGAUGCCACUGACGUACUCGAUGAGCAAAAUGCUUCCAAACAGGACGAUAUGGAUAACGUCAAUCAAUCCGCCAUGAGCCUGGAUGCGUCGAAACUUAUGAUUGGAAAGAAAAAACCGUUCGUGCCAGUGAACGUGCACGAUGCAAUCUAUAAAGUACCUUUUAAAUAUGGCUGGAAACGUGAACUGGUCUACCGAGCAAAUAUGGACGGCAGCAGCAAGGACAAAGGCGAAGUUUAUUAUAUUACUCCAACGGGCAAGAAGUUACGCACCCGCCAUUGUAUUGUGGCCGCAUUGCACGAUGAUCUGACGUUGGAUAACUUUACGUUCACUAAAGAACCGGUUGGCGGUAAUCCGGACGAGGAGACCAUUCGAAGCGCCAAAUCGUACACAAAUGCACCGAAACGUUCUGUCUUGGGAUCACAAACAGUACCUGGACUGGAAGCCUCGCCGGAUUUGGGUAAACGGGUUCCGAAACCGAAAAUGCCAAAAGGGGCCAGUCCAACACCACCGUCUACGUACUCUAAGGGCGCUAAUGUACUGUCGUCCCGAGUGUCGCCAAAAAGCAAUUCAACAAGUGGCGGUGUAGCAGGAAGUGGAAGUGGUGCGGUAGCGAUCGGAGGGUCACGUAACAACUAUUUGAUACCCGGCGGAAUAAGAAAAUCAAAUGAAAAUGUCAGCACGUUGGAAAAAUCGACGAAAGGAAAAUCGAGGGUGGAGUGCACGAUACAGUGCUUACUGGCGAUGGGAAUGAUACCGCAGCUGCAAUGUAUGGUAUGCUUCUGUAUGUACCACCCGGAAUGUGUCUUCGCAACGACGGCCGAAGCGCUGGCACGCCGAUUUACCUGCAAGAGUUGCACGGAAGAGUCGGCUACCGCUCAGGUACAGCACGCGCAAGCUUACAAGAAAUCGUUCGGCAUGUUCGGCAUCAUUGGCAAUGGGAACAACAAUCUUGGUACUGCCCCAAACGUAGCCAGCAACGGGGAGGGGAUGUUGACAUUACACGGUACAGCUCCGAAGGAAAAAACCAAACGGUCCCAGCCGCAGCAGCAGUCGUCCGGUUCGGCUAAACUUUCCAUUCCCACCAAACAAGCUGCAGCCAUUACUGCCGUGCCAACGGUGCCCGAGAAGGACAUUCCGCCACAGGACGUGGUCGUGAUCGGUGGCAAUGAAUACGUGUUGGUGCCGAAAGGGAAAGCAACGAAUGCGAAGGUCAAGAAACUAUCUAAACCAGCGAACCAGUCUCACCCGAACCCUCGAAAUUCGGACGAUGCUAGGAAGACAGGCACCGGCACAGCGACCGGCAUCGUGAGCAACAAACAUACUAACAACAGCAACAGCAACGAGCGCUUAUCAGGAGACAGAGAACCGUCGGCGGCUUCGGUGAGUGGUAGCACGGGCACCACCAACGGUCGCAGCUCGGCUCGAGAUCCGUCCAACUUUUUGUCCGAAGUGUCGGCAGGCUAUCAAGCUUUAAUGCAAAUAUUCGACUACCUGAAAGUUCAAGAGCUCCUUCGUGCCUGCAGCGUGUGCCGAAUGUGGAACCACGUUGGAAAUCAUCAGCGCUUCUGGCGAACGGUGCGCAUGAAAAACUCUUACGUUAAGGAUUGGGCCGGAAUGAUCGCCAAGUUGCGCCAGAACGGCACUCAGCAUCUCGAUCUGCGCAAGGUCCUGAAUGCGGGCAGCAAUGAUGAAAUGUGGCAAAGCUUUAUCGAGCACAUUGGCCAGGCGAAGAAGAUAGAAAAGAUCGACAUGUGUCGCUGCUCGUCCACGGUGGUUGGCAACCUGUUGCGCUCCAAUCCCAAUCUGCGCGUCGUCAACGCACUCGCCAUCAAGAACGAUCCGAUUGAUUUCGUGAACUUUCAGUAUGGCAAAAAUUUGGAAGAACUGCGCCUACGGUCUUCCGUCGCCGUCUCGGUGGACGGUGAUUUACAUCAGCUGGGAGCGCUGCGAAAUUUGAAGCAUUUGUCGCUGAUGUCGAUUGCCAAGCUGGGCGCAACGUCAAUCGAAGCGCUAGGGUCGUUGGUGUUGCUGGAAUCCCUCGAGCUAGGGGAAUGCACAGAGAUUGGCUCCAACCUGGCGACCAUCCUGCCCAAGCUGAGCGUGCUGAAGCAUCUGCGGCUAGAAAAGGGUCAGGAAAACUUCGACAUGUUCAUCGUGCUGGAGGGCAUCUCGAAGAUGUCUUCGUUGGAGCAGCUGGACCUUAUUAAUUGCGACGUCAAGCUGGGCUUCGAUAAGCAUAUCGUUAGCUGUAAGAAUUUGUCGAAACUGUUGCUCAUCCCCACGUACGUCUCGCAAUCUGCUGCCACGAACCAGAUGAUCCUCAAGGGGAUCAUGAAUAUGCACUCCACGUUGAAGGCGGUUGUAUGGGUCAUCACGGAGGAACUGCUGCGUGUCACAGAGCUGUACAUCGAUACGAACGUGGACGAUGGAGGCGCUUCGAAUAAUUUGGGUGAAAAAAUUCCCAUCCUUAAGCCAGUGCCGGGAAGUGACGAACCGGCAAGCGUCGUCCAUCAGGCGGAUGUACCGGACAAGGUGGAGAUUGUACCACUUACAAAGCUGGAGCACAUCUUGGAACGAAGGGUACCCAACACCAAGGUACAAAUCAGAAAAGUGGCUUUCGCAAACACAUGGAAGCAAACGAUGGUAGAUGUGCUGUAAAUGUGUAAGCUCGCGACUAAGUAGUUAUGUAAGUAACAACGAAACGAAUCGUUUAUUUCAUUUACGAGUUAAAGUAAAGAAGCUUAGAAAGGGACACGUGUAAAUAGUGUAUGGAAUAACAAAAAGUUCAAUACGAUUCGCUAAAGAAUGUUUAUUUCGUAAUUCAACUUAUCU
This is a messenger RNA of Anopheles cruzii, 3448 nucleotides long. RefSeq lists its product as uncharacterized. Gene Ontology annotation, molecular function: protein binding; DNA binding. Lineage: Eukaryota; Metazoa; Arthropoda; Insecta; Diptera; Culicidae. The record is from RefSeq and is a predicted model, not a curated record. The coding region runs from base 314 to 3274 and encodes 986 amino acids. The transcript is spliced from 9 exons.